Molecule: messenger RNA, 738 nt
Organism: Cyprinodon variegatus (sheepshead minnow)
Lineage: Eukaryota; Metazoa; Chordata; Actinopteri; Cyprinodontiformes; Cyprinodontidae
Gene: gja9a
Product: gap junction protein alpha 9
Exons: 2
Coding region: 1-738 (245 amino acids)
Biological process (GO): cell communication
Cellular component (GO): connexin complex
Source: RefSeq, a predicted model, not a curated record
AUGGUAAACUUGAAUAUCCUUGGAGGAAUUUUGGAGGAGAUCAAUAUCCAUUCCACUCCGGUGGGUAAAAUCUGGCUCACUAUCCUUUUCAUCUGCCGCAUGCUGGUUAUCGGAGUGGCGGCAGAAGAUGUUUGGAUUGAUGAACAGGCUGAGUUCAUCUGCAACACUCAUCAGCCUGGAUGCAGGAAUGUGUGUUAUGACCUUGCUUUUCCAAUCUCCCCAAUCCGUUACUGGGUACUGCAGGUCAUCUCUGUGUCUUCCCCUUCCCUGGUUUACAUGGGCCAUGCUCUAUAUAGGCUGCGGGCCCUGGAGAAGGUCCGACAGAAGAGGAAAGCUCUGCUGUGGAGGGAGCUGGAGGCUGCUGAUGUGGAGCCAGCAGUAGCCAGGAAGAGAAUAGAGAUGGAUAUGAAACCAUUUUAUCAGGAACAGCUUGAUAAAUCUCCCCUGAGGGGGUCUCUAAUGCGUACUUAUGUGGCUCACAUCAUCAUACGCUCUGUUGUUGAAGUGGCUUUCAUGACAGGUCAGUACCUGCUUUAUGGUUUUCAUCUCCUCACACUCUUUAAGUGUGAGCAGGAUCCUUGUCCCAACACAGUAGACUGUUUUGUUUCCAGACCAACAGAAAAAAAUGUCUACAUGGUGUUCAUGCAGAGCAUUGCAGUUCUCUCUUUAUUCCUAAGCAUCAUGGAGGUGAUGCAUUUAACCUGCAUAAAGCUUGAAGUCUGUGCUCGAGUGCACUAG